Closterium sp. NIES-67 is the source of this 3191-nucleotide messenger RNA. Lineage: Eukaryota; Viridiplantae; Streptophyta; Zygnematophyceae; Desmidiales; Closteriaceae. The record is from the annotation of a GenBank genome assembly.
ACGCUAUGGCUUUCGACGCACUAGGGGUGGAGACACUCGCACGAUUCGAGAAGGACGUGAAGCGGACCGACACCGGGUUCCUGGCGAUAGCAACAGAGGUGGAGAAUGACGGAGAGAAAGCCUCGGAAACUCCAGAAACAAUCAAAGAAUUAUUGAAGGAGUUCCAAGACAUCCUUCCUGACGAUCUUCCGAACGAGCUACCGCCAUACCGAACGCAUCAACACGAGAUCGUGGAGGAACCGGGUUCGAAACCGACCUUCCGAGCACCAUAUCAGCUCAGCCCUACGGAGCUGACUGACAUGAAAAAACAGAUCGAAUAUCUUCUAGCCAAAGGACUCAUCCGGCCAUCUACUUCACCGUACGGUGCCCCAGUACUCUUCACACCGAAACCGGACGGAAGCCUGCGCAUGUGCAUCGACUACCGAGCUCUUAACAAGCAGACCAUCAAGAAUAAAUAUCCGAUACCGCGAAUCGAUGACCUGCUUGACCAGCUUCGGGGAGCUACGGUAUUUUCCAAACUGGAUCUGCGGUCCGGAUACUGGCAGAUACGGAUGGCGGACAACUCUAUCCACAAAACUGCUUUCCGAACUCGGUACGGAUCGUACGAGUAUCUGGUAAUGCCGUUCGGACUCACCAACGCACCGGCAACGUUCCAAGCCGAAAUGAACCACAUUCUACGACCACUUCUGGACGAGUGCGUGGUGGUGUACCUGGACGACAUUCUCAUCUACUCGCGCGACAUGAAGCAGCACGUCGAACACCUACGACGCGUCUUCGAAAUUCUUCGACGAGAACGAUUCUACGUCAAACUGUCCAAGAGCGAAUUCGCCCUAGAAAAGGUCCAAUUUCUAGGACACAUGGUGAGCGCUCAAGGAGUUCACGUCGACCCCAAGAAAAUCGAAGCCGUACGUACGUGGAAGACACCCGAGAACGUGAAGGAGUUGCAGCAGUUCCUAGGCUUCGCUAAUUACUACAACAGGAUCGUGCCACAGUAUGCGAAACUCGCGGCACCACUCACGAAUCUGUUGAAGAAGAACAUGCCCUACAAAUGGGAGACGAAGCACCAGGAAGCCGUGGAGCAGCUGAAACAAGCACUAACAUCCGCACCGGUGCUCAUCUUGCCAGAUCCCGAACGUGACUACGUCAUUGAAGCAGAUGCCAGUGAUCAGGCCGUGGGUGCAGUCUUGAUGCAAGACCAAGGGAAUGGACUGCAACCCAUUGCCUACCUCAGCAAGAAACUGCACGGGGCAGAACUCAACUACCCGAUACACGACAAAGAGGCUCUUGCUAUCAUCAUCGCCUUCAAAGCGUGGAGAUGCUAUCUCGAAGGACGAAGAACAACCGUCUACACCGACCACUGCAGCCUGAAAUAUUUGAAGACACAACCCAACCUUUCCAGGCGGCAGGUCCGGUGGAUCGACUUCCUCGAGACACACUUCCACUACGACAUCGUGUACAAGCCCGGCCACAAGAACAAAGCAGACGCGCUCAGCCGGCCUGCACACCGACAUCUGCUACAGUGGGACAGUGACAUCGCGUACCGGAAGGGAUCCACAAAAAUCUGGGUACCCAAUUACCCUCCUUUGCGCCAGUUACUACUCGAAGAAUACCACGACGUCCUCUACGCCGGACACUUCGGUAGCAACAAGACGCUGACCGGUAUCGCCAAACACUACUACUGGCCCCAUAUGGCAGACGACGUCCAGAAAUUCGUCACCUCGUGUGAUACAUGUCAGCGGAUGAAGAGCAGCAAGCAGAAAAAGGCGGGACUACUGCAGCCUCUUCCUGUCCCAGAACAACCAUGGCAAGUGGUUAGCCUAGACUUCAUCACCGGGUUACCACCUACCUCCAGCGGUCAUGACGCCAUCCUUGUCGUCAUUGACAAGUUCUCCAAAAUGGGACACUUCAUCCCGACACACACGACGGCACGCACCGAGGAGACAGCACAGCUCUUCGUUCGUCACAUCAUCUCACAGCAUGGCAUCCCAACUACACUCAUCUCCGACCGAGACCCCAAGUUCACUAGCAAGUUCUGGAAGGAACUUAUGUCUCUGCUCGGCACCAAACUCGCCAUGUCAUCCGCAUACCAUCCGCAGACAGACGGUCAGACCGAGCGCCUCAACCAAAUUGUUGAGCAACUCCUCCGAGCAGCCUGCAAGGACGACAUCUCCAAAUGGGACUUGCACCUACCCGUCCUGGAGUUUGCCUACAACAACGCUACACACGCCGCUACGGGACAGACGCCGUUCUUCCUCUGCUACGGACGCCACCCACUCACACCACAGAAACCGACAACACCAGCAACAGUCCAACCUGCACACGACUUCAUCACAACCAUGCAUCAGCUUUGGGAUCGGACCCAUAAGCGCCUCCUUGACAUUCAACAGCAACAGAAGCGCCAGACCGAUCGCCAUCGCAACGACCACACCAUUUCCGUGGGAGACCAGGUUCUCCUUGACACCCGCAACCUGGACAUCAGCCAUCUCCCAUCUAAACUUCGACCUCGCUUCUGCGGGCCUUUUCUCGUUGAAGCACAGGUCACUCCUGUUACCUUCCGCUUACGCCUACCAGCUACCUGGAAGAUUCACAACGCCUUCCAUGUCCAACUUCUGAAGCCCUAUCGAGAUCCUAAUACGAUCUUCGUCGGACGCCAACCGCCGCCGCCGCCACCCGUCCUCGUCCAAAAUGAACCCGAGUACGAGGUCGAGUCCGUGCUUGCACACCGCCGUCGUCGGAAUGGCACCGUGGAGCUUCUUAUUCGUUGGAAGGGCUAUGAUCCUUCUGAGGACAGCUGGGUCUCUGAGACCGACAUGGGUAACGCCCGUCGUCCUCUGCAUGACUACCUUAACAUGCGAUGCUUCGCAAGAGAAAGAUGGUGCAAGCGAGCAAGAGAGAGAAAGAGAGAGAGAGAGAGAGAGAGAGAGAGAGAGAGAGAGAGAGAGAGAGAGAGAGAGAGAGAGAGAGAGAGAGAGAGAGAGAGAGAGAGAGAAAGUGAGAGAGAGAAAGAGAGAGAGAGGGAGAGAGAGAGAGAGAGAGAGAGAGAGAGAGAGAGAGAGAGAGAGAGAGAGAGAGAGAGAGAGAGAGAGAGAGAAAGUGGGAGAGAGGGCAAGAAAGAGAGAGAAAGAGAGAUAGAGGGAGAGAGAAGAGAGCGAGAGGGAGAGUGAGAGAGAGAGAGAGUGAGGGAGAGAGAG